AUGUCAAUCGCAGCACAAAGACACUCUCGAUACCUCCUCUCAAGAUGUUCAAAUCCUUCCACCGAGAGGAGUUUUUUCAACAGUGCCAACUUUUUAGGUUUAGUUAACUAUGUAAAUUUGUUAUAACUUUUUUUCUCUCAGGUGGCGCUUCCUCAGUCCCAGGAACGUCAAGUCCUCCAGCCAACACUGUGCCGACCAGUUACAGCUAUCUUUCCGAUAUGCUCAAGUCGAUCGCCACCAAAAUCGAAGUGAGCCUUUUUCAAUCAAAGAGAGAUUUUUUUCGACUUUUCAGGCGCCUCUGAGUUACAUUGGGACCGUUAAAAAGCAACAACCUCCCGUUAUUUCGAAAGCCGAGUAAGUUUUUAGCUAGUUUUUCAGUUGAGAUUUGAUUAUUAGAGUGAGAUUGUAAAUUUCAUUGAGAAUGAGAACAAUUUCAAAUGGUACAUAAUAGAGAAAAAAAAUCUUCUCACUUUUUUGAUCGUCGUUCAAUUUUGAAGGGCCGUUAGGAAAAGCAUCGAAACGAGGACUUCUCGAACUGAAGUUUCGAAGAAAACGCGCGCGAUCGUCAAGAAAAUGCUCGUUGCCGAAACAGUCCAGUCGCGAAUUCUGCGGAUCCAGCAGCUCAGCGAGCACAUCAUGGCUUUCCCUCCUACUCGUGUUUUGGCUGCUCAGGUACCUCUCGCCUUCUUUCAGAAAUGUGCUUCUCUGUCUCUCUUAAUUGGUCUGUUUUCCUGUUCAGCUUCUCGAGGGGUUAUUCAGUCAGAGUGGUGCGCGAAUCUUUCUAAAAAGUAGAUCAAAAGGUUUUUGAAGAAAAAGAAAAACAUUUUAUCAAACAAUGAAAUUGGUAAGACUACCUAGACACUUGAAAUUGAUGAAAAUUUUACAAAAUUUCAGUAAUUUGUCUUCCCGCCUUUUCAAUUCGAUGAAAAUUCAAUGGCGAGAACCAUAUUUUAAGUGACUCUAUUUACGCUAAAAUUCGAAAGAGAUUUUUUUUUUUUCGAAAUGGAUGAAAAAUGAAAUUUUUGAGGAGCCGCGACUUGUGGCCGACUUGUUCCGCGCCGUCCUCCAAUCCACGGACGAGACUCUGAGACAAGAAGCUCGGAUGUGUCUGACGCUCAUCGGAUACCAGCCUCCGCCCAGAAGUCGAGGUCAUUCAUUAUACUCAAACACGAAACAUAUGUGGAAAGCAGAUUUUCAUCUACUCAAGAAUUUCCAGGCGUCAACGUUCUGACUAUUGACGGUGGCGGCACGCGAGGAAUGAUGGGACUCGAGGUUUUGGAAGCGAUCGAGAGGAUGUCCGGCAAAAAGGUUUCCUUUUUUCAUACCUUUUCUAGUUUAAAAUUGUUUUUCUCUUCUUCUUUUAUGAGUAUAGUUAUCAUUUUUCUACUGCAAAGUAUUUCUUAUUAGUAGGAAAACCUUAUAAAAAUUAUUUUCUCUUCUUGUACUGAAUAAAUAUCACCUUCAAAACUGGAAGAUUGGUCGAAUUUAGAGUUUGUUAAUCACUUCGCGGAAUUUUUCCCGACAUUUUUAAGUCAUGAAAGUUUUUGUGAUCCUUCAGAUACAUCAUUUUACGUAUUUUGUUUCUUUGAAACGGACAAAUCUAGGACAACUGUCAACUAUUUUCCUGUCUGCUGUUAUUUGUGUUGGUGUCAUGGGAAAGUGCGGACGGCAUGUUUUUUUGGCACGUCGGGGGAAAAGUCACGUGGCCAGCGUGCCACGUGGCUGAAAAAUGUGGUCUCUCAAGUUCAAAUAGUGGAGGUGACUCAAUGAUGGCUGAUUCUCGAGAAGACACUAUGGAUUUCCGAGAUUUCAAAUCGAAAAUAGUUGAUCAUGUAUUCAAAAAAAUUUUUGAAAUCCAUAUUUUUUUAAUCGCUAUUGCAGGUUUCCAUUUUGAGGAAAUAAGAAAAGAAAUAAAAUGAAGUAAAAAAAUAAAAAAAUUAAUUGGUUUCAAAUUCAUGGAGGAGGGAAAUUAUUAAAAUUUUAAUUGAAUUUUUUUGUAUAUUAUAUCAAAUGUAUGAUGAAGUACCCACUCUACAGGAUGAAAAUAGAAAAGAAAAUUCUUUCUAGCUCGUUUUUCUGUCAAAUAAAACCAUCAAAAAGCGGAUAAAACUAAAACAAAAGUGAUUUUGAUAUUCCCAGCAAUUUUUCUGCUUCAGAUCAAUGAACUGUUCGAUUUGAUCUGCGGCGUGAGCACUGGCGGAAUCUUGGCCGCUCUGUUCUCUUCGAAGAUGUACACGGUCAAAGAGUGUCGCGAAAUUUACAUGGAAAUUUCUCAAAAGUAGGAAACCGGCUGUCCUUUCUCUGAUCGAGUCGAUUUCUUCCAGACUUUUCUCUCAAGGAAAGUUCCAAGGCGGAUAUGGCCUGCUCACUUCGCAUUCCUAUUACAACACGACUCUCUGGAUGUCGAUUUUGAAAGAGGUCUGAACCCUUUUUCGGUUCAUCAUUCAAUCGUUAGUCUCCAGAUCAUCGGAAACAACUUGCGGAUGAUCGACACCUCUAAGGCUUUGAAUGCGCCUCGCCUCGCUAUCGUCGCUUCCAUCGUCAAUUUCCCCACUAUGCAGGUACCUUUUCCUUGAUUCGAAGGAACUUUGAUGUUUCUUUUAAGCCGUUCAUCUUUCGAAAUUAUGAACAUCCAGCUGGUAGGGACUCGCACUACCGUGGUGGCGCCGAACACCCGCUCUGGACCGCUGUUCAGGUUACUUUCCAGCUAUUUUUUGGUAAUAUUGUUUCAAACUUAUCAAAACCAUGUUUUGUUAUUUUUAAAAUCAUUUUAAGGCUUCCGCCGCCGCUCCUUUGUACUUCGAAGAAGUGAAGCUCGGCAACUUUCUCUUGCAGGAUGGAGGUGUACGUUUUUUCAUACGUUUUUUUUUGUAGUUUUUCGUAUUUUCAAACAUUUUCUCAUUUCAUUUCCAUAACCUAUUAUAGGUUUUCGCAAAUAACCCGUCUGCCAUUGCGAUGCACGAAGCCAAGCUCAUUUGGCCUACGGAAAACAUUCAUUGCGUGGUUUCAGUUGGAAACGGUCGAUCUGUAAGUUAUUUUUCUCCUUUUCUAAUAUUUUUAUUUUUAUCUUCCAAACCAUUGAAGAUUUUUUGUGAAAAGGCAAAUUGAAAAACAAAAUCAGAGAAUUCAAUAAAUCAAAAUUGAGAUUGAGAGGCGGAUUAAAAAAAUGUGAUUUUGAACAUUUUCCGUGUUAUUUUGGAAGCUUUUCAAAGGUUUCCCUUCGAAUUUAUGUGCUUAAGAACAAUUUUUGUAGGGGCCUUGAACCAAUUUCAACUUCGAAAAUGUUAAAGAGAGAUAAUGAUACUUAAUAUACAACAUUGAGAUUUAUUUUGGAAAGAUUUCCGGUAUAAAAAAGUUUUUUCAAAGGAUUUUACUUCUAACAAUCAUCAGAAGAAGUUCAGUCACACGUAAGUUAUUAACAGAAGCAAAAAAAUGAAUUGAUCAAUGAUUCCGUAGGGCCUCUGCCAGUAAGAUAGAAAGUAAGAUAGAAAGUUAGACACUGAGUCAAGCCAUUCGAAAAGAAAAACCUUAAUGCAGAUUAUAUUAUUGUAGAUUUUUAGGUCCUCCACAUGGACCCUCCGACGACGGUGAUGUCGACGUCGUUCCAGAGCAAAUUGAUGCGAAUCAUCGAUUCCGCGACCGACACCGAAGCCGUCCACAUGUGCAUGCACGACAUGCUCGACCAGAGCGUUUACUACCGGUUCCUUUUUGGCAAAAUACUUUUUGAAAGUUCUGAAGGCAAACAGGAAAAUUUCAACCGAUGACUCUUGUUCGUUUUCUGCUUGUUAAUCAUUUCUGAAGAAGUUUUUGGAGGGGAACUUUGCGAUUUUCUUGUUUUCGUCAUUUAAAAUAUUUCAAGAAUAUAUAUUUGAAGUCUAUCUCAUAUUUCAACUUCUUACCCCUUUUCAAUACUUUCUCCGUUCUCCAAAAAGUUUUAAAACAAAUCUAGGUAGAAAAAGUUUAAAAAUUACUUCUAUGAGCUAUUUUAUUUCUAAAAGAAGAAUCUUAUUUGUUCUAGUUUCAACCCGUACAUGACGUUCUCCUACGGCUUGGACGAGAUCCAGAAAGACAGGUUUUUGGUUUUUCAAAAGUCAAAAUUCAUGAAAUGUCCUAUUGCAGGCUAGUACAAAUGCAGAACGAUGCCAAGCUGUACGUCCGUCGAAAUUCUCUGAAAAUCGAGGCCGCCGCUUUACGCCUCACUCAGGUAGACCCUGAGUCUCCCAUCAACUUCAAAGUUCCUUUUUUUCAGGAGCCGACUCUUUGGCAACGCGCCCAACGGUCUUUCACCCAGUUCAAAGACCUCAACGGAUAUUAUUCGCCACAAUAG
This is a messenger RNA of Caenorhabditis auriculariae, 4327 nucleotides long. Lineage: Eukaryota; Metazoa; Nematoda; Chromadorea; Rhabditida; Rhabditidae. The record is from the annotation of a GenBank genome assembly.